Bombina bombina (fire-bellied toad) is the source of this 1667-nucleotide messenger RNA. Its product is annotated as NF-kappa-B inhibitor epsilon. The transcript is spliced from 2 exons. Bases 1085 to 1528 code for a protein of 147 amino acids. The record is from RefSeq and is a predicted model, not a curated record. Lineage: Eukaryota; Metazoa; Chordata; Amphibia; Anura; Bombinatoridae.
GGGGCCGGAUCUCAGUCUCCGUACUUACGCCCAGCUGGAACUUCCCUGGUUGUUGUCGGUUGGGGGAGGGGAGCCGAGUGUUUUAGUCGUUUAGAUAUCGGUGUAUGAUACCCGCUGCCCUGUGGCCCCGAGUACCCCUGGCUGUCUGUAACCUGAGGACCCCUACUUGAAUGUUAUCUAAGGGCCCUUUGCCUGUCUGGGACAACACCUAGGGACUUUGUGUGGCUUUCACCAGUGGACCUUUUGCUUUGCUGUGACCCAAGGGCCUUUUUCCUGCCUGUUACUUGGGGACCCUCUGGCGCUUUACCUGCCUGUGACAUGGGGACCCUCUGGCACUUUACCUGCCUGUGACCUGGGGACCCUCUGGCGCUUUACCUGCCUGUGACCUGGGGACCCUCUGGCGCUUUACCUGCCUGUGACCUGGGGACCCUCUGGCCCUUUACCUGCCUGUGACCUGGGGACCCUCUGGCGCUUUACCUGCCUGUGACCUGGGGACGUUCUGGCCCUUUACCUGCCUGUGACCUGGGGACCCUCUGGCCCUUUACCUGCCUGUGACCUGGGGACCCUUUACCUGCGUGUGACCUGGGGACCCUCUGGCGCUUUACCUGCCUGUGACCUGGGGACCCUCUGGCGCUUUACCUGCCUGUGACCUGGGGAUGUUCUGUGUAUGAUCAUCUGCCUCUGCAAUCUGUGGAUGCUCAGACAACUGUGACUGACAUUUUACCUGUUUGUUGCACGGGGUCCCUAUGCGUGUGACUUGUGGAUUAUCUGACAGGCUGUGACAGUAACACUUUCACUGCCUGUGACUUGGGGACCCUCUUUGUGUGACCUCUAGAUCCUGUGACAGGUUUAUGAUAUGUGUGUGUCACUUGGGACCCUUUGCUUGGCAGAUGGAAUUAUAAAAACCAUGAUAAUGAAAGAGUGUGAGACUCCCUGAGACCUACAGGUGCCCUGAUCAGCUGAGUUCUGGGACCCGAAGUGGGACAUUGCAACGUAUACUACAGUCAUCAGUGGACCAGCUGCUUUAUGUAUUGGGUUGACCAGCCAUCCAUAUUUCUCUUUUGGUCAGUAUUUUCACACAUCCAUGAUGUCUAAGUUUGAUAUGAAGAAUCAAGGCUCAGAGGAGGGUCAAUGUGACUCAGGAAUUGCAGAGUCAGUGCAGUCUCUAACUUAUGAUGGGCUGUCUCAGCUUUCAUCCCUGCCCAAGGUUUAUGAGCCUCAACCGACUGGAUGCAGCCCUCAGAAGCCAGAUUUUUCUGAAGGCAAAGUCUCUGAAGCUCCUGAGUUAGAGAGGAUUGACUCCGCAUAUGGGUCAUCUUCCAUCACUGAGCCAUUACUGGACAGCUGCUUGCCUCACAGGAAGCCCCAGGAGGCCGAGCGCCUGAGCUCGCAGGAGGCCGAGCUCCUGAGCUCGCAGGAGGUCGAACAAGUGAUUAACUCUUCAGAGAGUAAACAACUGGAGGCUGGAAGACUGAGCACAGAGGAAAUGGAAGCCCUUGCCUACUUGUCUGAAGAAGGGGACACGUAAGUUCUAAACCUUACUACAGAAGCUGUACUCCCGGUAGGGUGGCAUCUGGUUCCAGUAUAUAAAUAGUGCUCUAUCUACCCAUAGGUAGGCAGCCUAGAAUAAGGAUACUACUGUACACCUUCAUGUGUUCACCUAUUUC